GCCAGGGAAAUCCAUUAUCACCACACCCCAGCGAACAGCUUGAGCAGCUUGAGCCCUCAAAAGUUCAUAACAGCAUUGAUUGAUGUCUUUAGCCAGUUCCUCAGGAUUGGUGAAGAGCCCAUUGCCAGAGCAAAAGGUUUUUGAGCUUGCCCAGAGGCUCAUUGGGGGCAGCACGCCAGGCAGAGUGGCACCCGCACUGCUGCUUCAUGCUAACGGAAUGGCUACCAUCAAUCCAGAAGAGCUCAAGGGUCUUCGGGAGCGUUUCCGGGGAAAGAAUCAAACCUGUUUCAUUUUGGGUGCCUCAGGAGAGACUGGGAAAGAACUGCUAGCGGAGGUCCUGCGACAGCAGCUGUUCUCCAGAGUGACACUCAUUGGCCGCCGAAAGCUGAAUUUGGAAGGGCAGCUUUACUCCAACGUGGUCCAAGAGGUGGUCGACUUUGAGAAAUUGGAUGAAUCUGCUGCUGCCUUCCAAGGCCACGAUGUCGGGUUCUGCUGCCUGGGGACAACCAGAGGCAAAGCUGGAACGGAUGGACUUGUGCGUGUCGACCGUGACUACGUUGAGCAUUCAGCACAGCUAGCUAAAACGGGUGGCUGCCGCCACUUUGUUCUUCUGUCAGGCAAGGGUGCAGAUAGCUCCAGCAUUUUCUUCUUGCUCCGGGUUAAGGGUGAAGCAGAGGCCAGGGUUGAAGCGUUUGGGUUCAGCCAUUACUCCAUAUUUAGACCUGCAGUGCUGUUGUGUGAUCGUCAGGAAUCUCGGCCUGUUGAGUGGAUGGCCAGGAAAGUCCUAGGAGCGGUAGCAUACUUCUCCCCUAUGCUAUCUGUACGUUAUGCUAUCUCUACAGCAACUGUGGCCCGAGCAAUGGCAAACAAUGUAGUGAUUCCAGGAAGUGAAGGCCAGAAGGUGGAGGUGCUGGAAAAUGCAGCCAUACAUGCCCUAGGGCAGACAAAAUAGUUGGGAGGAUUCGUAGAUGACCUAAGGGUGAAGGGUGCCUAACUCCAAGGCCAAGUGCAUGCUAUUUUUCCUUUCCCCCAGAGUUUUCCCCUGAAGUAGUGAGGUCUUGCCUAUUACCUUGUAGCCAUUCCUGUGGCUUUCUCCAUUGUCCCCAUGACAAGCAAGCAAACUUCCACAUCUCCUGUGGGUUCUGUUUUGAAUACGGUUACUUGUUUCCAAAAGAGCCAGUAUUCAAGAACUGACCGUGGUAGAGUGAUCUGAAAACAUUGGGCAGAUCUCCAGGGGGAGAAUAAGCUGGUUGUGGGAUAACUCUUCAUGGCAGAUCUAUACCCUCAUGAACGUUUUUUCCUGUCAUGCAGUAAAACAAGUUACCAAAGUGCCUGUUUGCUUGUUGGUUGGAAGAACAAAUCAUCUCCCCCCUAAGUUUUCUGGCUUUUCAGUCAUAAGACCCAACUACACAUAUCUUCAAAGAUGGGUGUGCAGCAAUUAUAUCUAAAAUGGGGGGGGGCAUGAUUUAGCACAUUAAAGAUUGGCAGGGAGCAUUCUGACCAGUGUAACCCAUCCUCCAAAUUCCUCUCCCCACCCCUGCCACAGUUACAUCCCAAGCUGGGAGAAAGUACCUGAAGAAGAGGCUAAGAACAGGAAAACCAGUGAUGAGGAGGGCUCAGUACCUCAUCACCACCCACACGCCCCUUUGCUGUUUAAAUCCCACCCAGGUUGCUUUACACAUGAUUAGUGAAAAACUCUGAAGACAGAUUAGGCCAAAGACUAUGUCCUGUUUGGUGAUGUUAGAAUGCCCAUCAUCUCUCUCUAUACCAAUGAACAUUGUAACACUCUUCUUCACAUCUACUAGGUACUUCAUUGUUAUGUAUAUCUGUAGCUGGUACCUGCCAUUCCCAUUUUCUGAAGACAGAUUAGGCCAAAGACAAUAUACUGUUAGGUGAAGCUAGAACGCCCAUCAUCCCUCUCUAUACCAAUGUACAUCUGACUUAUGGAUCAAAAUGUGGAAAUCUGACAUGUGGGUUGCAGAUCACCUUCCACUUUUGCACAGAAAUGUUAAAAACAUUUAAUAUAAUAUAAUAAAUAUUAUUUAUAAUAUUUUUAGAACAUAGUAUUAAAAUAUUAGGAGGGAAGGAUAAAAUAUUAGGAGGGAAGAAUCUGUCAUAUUGUGUUUUAGCAUUGUUUUAUUGACGUAUUGUGUAUAUUUGUUACUACCAUUUCUGCUGGCCA
Molecule: messenger RNA, 2182 nt
Organism: Hemicordylus capensis (graceful crag lizard)
Lineage: Eukaryota; Metazoa; Chordata; Lepidosauria; Squamata; Cordylidae
Product: oxidoreductase HTATIP2-like
Exons: 6
Coding region: 83-952 (289 amino acids)
Biological process (GO): import into nucleus
Cellular component (GO): cytoplasm
Source: RefSeq, a predicted model, not a curated record